UAUCUAUGGGUGCUACUAUUUUUCGUGUUCGGCUUUUAUCAUAUUUGGAUAAUUGUCUCUGACCCGUCCAUGACAUUAGAGUACAAUUUAUAGACUAUUCUGAGUUCAUAACUUUUUGAAAACUUUGCUGAACAACUGUAAAUAAUUUUCAAUAAUUGAAAUCUAAUAUAUUAUUAUGUUAUUUUUUAAAAAAAUGGCAUAAGUAUUAUAAUAAAUAAGUAACUUAAUUUCACAUUUUGUGAAUUCUUGCUCACAAUGGCCGGAUUAGAAUCAUUCAACAUGGGUAACCAAAGACACCGACCAUCAAGAAGUAUAUCAGAACAUCCCCCACAACUAGAAACUAAUAUGUUAGAUACAGAAAUGAUGAGACAACAACGAGAGAAAUUCAUUAAAAUGACUAGGGACAAAGGUAAUUUCAAAAUUAAAUUAUAGUAUAUUGAUACUAAUGUUCUAUAUAAUAAUAAAUUAUAACUUCUAAGCUAAAUAAUAUUCCACAUUUUUAUUUUCAGAUGUAUUAGUUAAUGGUACUGUAAACAAAUGUCUAAAACCAACAUGUCUUAUUUUACAACAUGUCGUGAGCUAUCCAUUAAUUGUAUUACGAAGACAAUGCCAAGUAUACCAUGUUUUAUUUUUAAAUUAUACAUGUCCUAUUGCAUACAUUCAAUGGCCUAUUUGGGAGAUAGAUUCCCUUCCUUAAUAUACUUUUUUUCUAUAGUACAUGGACAUUAAAUUUUAUUAAUUAUUAACUACCUUGGAGUAUUGUUCAGUGUUUUCUUCAUUUUUGUAAAUAUAGUAAGAAAAAUCAAUUAAUUGAAAAUAAACAAAUAUGGGGUAUACAUAGGCCUUCUAGGGUCGGAUCCAAAAAUUCUUCAUGGAACUGAGAGGAGGGGCAGAAAAUACCAUAUUUUAGAUAUGUGCAUUUCAAUGUUAAAAUAAUAAAAUUUAAAAUAAAUAGGAGAAAUGUUUUAUAAAAUAAUUUAGAUUGUUAGAUUUUCUAAUUAAGAAUUAGAAAAUAAUAAUUAUUAGGUAAUUGUCUUAGUUUUUGUUCAGUCUAGAAUUCCUAUAUUAUAUGCAAGUAUUGGGAACGUCAAAUUGUUAUGUAUGUUAUUUGAUGUCACUUCCCUCCCUUGAAUAAUUCCUUAGUAUGCUUCUGUAUACUACUGAAUACAAUUAAUAGAUAGUUUAAUGUAAAAUGUUUAAUUGUUUCAGCUACAUUAUGCUUCUACUUACUAUCAUAUAGUACCAUUUACCUUAAUACCAGUUGUGUGUAGACUUGUCAAGAGUCAAGGUGUUUCUGUUUUGUGGAAAGGAUUUGGAACUGUGUUACUUUUAAAAGGAAUGACAAUGGCUGUUGAAGCAUUUUUGUCAGAAAUAUUUGAUUUACCAAAGUAAUUUAUUUUAUCUAUGAUAUAGCUAAUAUUUCAUUGGCUUUAAUAUAUUAUGUUUUCAGAGAUGCUGAUUCCUUAAAUAAUUUGAAAAGUUUCGGAAAACAUGUUUUAUUAAAAUGGUAAUUAUUAUUAUUUUAUAGUAAGUACGUACAAUUUUCAUUAAGGACAGAUUUGUUUAAACAAUUUUCAAUAAUAUUCGAAAAUUAUAAACCCUAUAAAAUAUGAUGCAAAAGCAUCUAGUUUAAGUAUAAUUUAUAUAGAUACAUAAUAAUUAUAUUAUUAUGAAAUAAAUUCCAAUUAACAUAUGUUUAUUUAAACAAGAUUUAACACCCUUGGUCUGUCACCUGAAAUAACUUGUUUUAUUUUAUUUUAUUUUGUAAAAUAAUUAGUUUACUUCUGUGUUCUUCUACUCAUAUUCAAUUCUGUGAUUGGUUUGCAACAAUUCUCCAUUCUUCUUUGUGUCUCGCUUUACUUUUAACCUGUUAUAUGAAUUAUAUCCUUGGUGCAUCUUUAUUUGUUGCACAUAUUUUAAACCCAUUCUUCCCCUAUAAUUAUUACCUUAUAUUAAUCUAACUCUUGUAAACUUUCAUGUAUGUGGUUAAUCUAUUAAUUUAUUCUUUUCUUGAUAGUAUUCAUUAUAAUUUUCCUCUUUGACAGUCUUUCUAAUACUUCUUUGUUUGUAUAUCUUUAAGCAUUCUCCUAUAGCACAUCUCAAUUAUUCUAUUAUUUUAUAUUCUUUAGUAACCGCUCACAUUUUACUGCCAUGCAAUAUUAUGCUCCAAACAUAGGUUUUAAGAAGAUUCUUUCUAAUAUGUAAACUUAUAUUUUUUAAAAUAAAGAGCCCCUCAGAUGACAAAAUUGAUGUACUUUGUCCAAUUUUUGGGUCAUUUCCAAAUAAAGUUUUAUAAAGGCUAUAUCUGAUUGUUCGAUCGAAUGAACUAUUUUUUUGAAAUUUAACAAAAUAUAAUCCAAUACUCCACUUUUUGGAUUUAUCAUCAACCAUCCAUAUUCUUGUGUUCUACAUCAUGGUAAGAACUCAUACAUAUUAUAUACAAUACAUAUUUUUCAAAACAAUAUUUUCAUAAGAAAAUAAAUUUGAAAUGAUAAGGGAGUACUAUAUAUAUUACUUAUAUUUUUACUGUAUUUUUCGAAAGAAAAAAAACCCAAAGAAUUAUUUUUCUGACAAAACACAAUUCUAUACAAGACAUUUGAGGUGUGGAUCAAAAAGAAAAAAUAUAAUUUAUGAAUAAGGUCUGAUUUUUAUGUUAAAAAACUAAAAAUGUAGUAAUGCUCAUAUUUUUUAAAAAUAACUACAAAUAUUUUCUUUAUAUUCUUUUAAAUAAUAUAAAAAUAUGUUUUUUUUAUGCAAAAAUGAUCAAUCAAAAACAAAAUAUGCUUUAAUAUGCAUUUCAAAUUGAAUAUGAACUAGUCUAAAAUAUUAUAUUAAUUUACCUUAUGUUUUCAUCUGCCGUAUUUUGUUUGUAUAUUAAAUACUUGUUCUCUGCUGUACUAAAUGCAUCAUUAUCACUAUUCGAAUAAAUAAUAGUAAGCAAGAUUAAAAUUUGUGGGUAUAGCUUAAUUUUUUUCUAAUUACAUAAACGUGUUAAAAUUUAUAUUUGAAUUAACUAAUUUUAUUUUUUAUAACUAUUGAAGUAAGUCCUAAAUUACUUACAUUUUGAUUUUUCACAUUUCUACUCUUCAUUAAUCGUCUGUAAUAAAGUACAUUUAAUGAACAGUUUUUUUUUUUUAAUUUUCAUUUAGAUUUUCAUAAUAUGCAUUUCUUUUUUAUCAUUUUUAUUUAAAAUUGCUGUGUUAAAUUCACAUACUAACUACACACACAAGUACCUACGUCAAGUAUACAAUAGACAAUCACUUACUUAAUAAUAUUUGUUGAAUAACUUAAAAUUAAUAUAGGUAUCCAAAAAGGAAAAUUAUCGGAUGUAGAAUUACUGGAAUUCAAUUUGAUAUCUCUCUCAUAUAAUACAGAGAAUGAGUAUCACAUUAUUAUUUUUAUCUUUAUUUGUAUAAUUUGUAUGGUUUAUCAAAAAUAAAAUUUAAUGUAUUUUUAAAUAAGCUAUUAUAAUUAAAUAGUGUACAAUUUAUCUAUUGUCAAUAUAAUUAAAAUUUUCAUCAUAAUUCACAAUCUGGAUGAAACAUAUAUAUAUAUAUAUAUAUAUAUAUUAAAAAUAUUGAAGAGUAUUAAAGUUAUUUCAGGUGACAGAUCUUUAUAAUACACACUGUAGUCUGUAUGCAACUAUAGAAGACAGUUAAUAAUUACAUUUUGAUGAAAAUAAAUCAAGUUAUAAGUAAAUAUAUUUAAUAUAAUUAAUUUAAAGAUAAAAAGAUGUAUAUACUUUAUACAAUCAUUGGGCCACUGUUGUAGGUGAGUAGUUGGAAAGAUAGGAUAUAGAGAGGAAUUGAAUUUAUAUUUGCACACACCAAUAAACCAUUGGUUACGAAAAACAAUUCAGAGUGAAGUUCAUUUUAUACAUGUACCUAAAUUUCCCGGUUUUUCCCAAUUAUUAUGAAUACUCCUUAGAAAAUCAAAAAUGACAUGUUUAAAGUAUCAACUAGAUAAAAUUUCCUUUCAAAAAAGAUGAUGAAAUAAAAAUUUAAACAGACAUCAUUGUAAAACCAAUACAUUCCGUACUACAAUCCGAAUCUAAAAUUAAUGUAUAAAGAUAAAUUUUUGAAGUGAAGAAUAAAAUAAUCUUCAUGAUGUAUAGAAUUUCCUAGACAUUAAAAUAUAAAAUUGAAAAAAUAAAAAGGCUGCUUAUUUCUUGUUAUGAUGGUUGGGUUGGUUUAAAAUUCAGUAGACUAGUUGGUGCUGUGCAACUUAUAUUUUCAUUAUUAUAUUGUAUUCAAUAUAAUUUAAAGACAGGGUGUUAUACACUGUUAUUUAAAUACUAAUAACUCUGUCAAUAUUAUUAUUUUUUUUUUUUUUUUAAAUAAUUUUUCAAUUUGGUUUUGUGUCAAGAAGACAUGAAUGUAAAAAUGAAAUUUCUUAUUUUCAUUCCUUUAUUAUCAACAAAACUACAGAGAAAAUCAAAAAACAAAUAACUUACUAAUGAGCUAUAUUAAAAAUGCAACAAAGAGGUCUCUUGUUGUUUAUUUAUUUAAUAUUUUAGCAUGUUUAAGCAAUAUUUAUGGUAGAAAAUAAAACUGAACAAAUUUAAAAUAAUGAAAUCGUUCUGUAAUUUCCUUGUAAAAAAUUAUAUACUUCAUUUUUUUAGGUUUUUCUUAAUUAUUAUGAAAAACACAUUAAAUAUAUAAAAAUGUAUUUAUUAUAUAUUAUUCUCUCAGUGGCAAUAUAUUAAAAAGAACAAACUUGAUUUCUUAUCAUUUUUUGAUUGGAGUAUUAUUUCUGGUAGAAAACAUUGUGUAAAUAUAAUAAAAACAAUGAAGAUGGUACCACAGCGGUGCACUGUAAAUAUUUGUUGGUUUAGUUAUAAUUUACUUUCGGACCAUCGGCCAUACUUUAGUCAAAUUGUAUUUGUGAAUUGUCAAAACUUUUAAAUAACUUAACUAUGUAAAAAUCUGAAACAGAAAUACCAACGUAUAAAAAAAAAAUGUACAUAUAUUACACAACUUUGACAAUAUUACUGUACCGAAAAACAUUUAUGCAUAUAAAUAUACCUCUUAGUAUAUUACUAAUAUUACAGUAAUUGUGAUCUAAAAAGUGUUUAUAAUUACAUAUUUACAGUGCAAGCUUGGGUAUUAUUACACCAUUUUAUUCAGCAUGCCUAGUUGAAACUGUUCAGAGUAAUAUUGUAAGUGAAAAUACUGCAUUUUAUGAUGUAUUCAAAGAAGGUUUUAUUAGACUUCUCCAGUGGAACUGUCCCCAAAAGGGUAAGUUAAAUUUAUUUUAUAUUUGUUUACAGAGUUUGUUGUUCAACUUAUACAUAAGAAAAACAAAUUUAAUUAAUAACCUUACUAAACAUUUUACAUCAAUUUUAAUUAGUUGAUACUGAGUUGUAAAUGGAAAAUUAAUUAAAGAGGAUCCAUACAGUUAUUUAAUUUUUAUCUGAAAACAUAGCUAACAAAAAAUGAUUCUGAGGGUAAUUUGGUUGCACAUGUUUUGAAAUGUCAUAAUUUUAAUGAUUUUUGUAAAAUUUGGAUUUAAAAAAGCUUAUAAUAAAACAAGCAUACUAAACUUUUUAAAUUGCUAAGUACAACCUAUAGUGAACCUAGUGUUAAAUUUGACUAAUGACUGUGAUGCCUCAGCUCAAUCAAUUAAAUAAUAACAAAUAAUAUUUUCCAAUUUCAGAGCAGUUUUAAAACAUAUUUGGGUCAAUUUUUUGAAUGAUAUUAUUUUAUUGAAAUUCAUUUUUGGCUAUUUCUUAGAGAAUUUUUCAAUAGUUUUUGUGCAUUUAAAUUCCAGGUCCCAAGUCUUUAUUAUUAUAUAGCACAAAAUAUAUUUAAAGAAAAAAAAAUAUUAAAAGUAAAAAUUCUACAAUUUAAAAAAAAUUAAAUAUAAUAUUCUCUCUCUUGCUCCGUUCAAAAUCUUAAACAAUAAUCUAUAAGUAAUUAUGGAUUAAUAUCUAAUUUGAAUAUAACAUUUUAGGCCGAAUGCUGCCAGUUUGGAUUAUAGUUACGCCCACAGUAACACAUGGAGUUUUAAAAUAUCUAACUAAUAUAUUAGUCAGUAAAAGUGUAAAACACAUCUUAGUCAUGUAUGAAUUGCAUAAACUUCGUAAGACAGGUGCAAUACCAAAAGAUUAUGAUUCUACAUCUUUGGAUAACGAACGGAUAGAAGCAGUUUCUGAUUUAAUAACUUGUGCAGUCAGUGAUAUUAUUCUUUUUCCUUUGGAGACAAUUAUGCAUCGUCUAUAUCUGCAAGGCACACGAACUAUAAUUGACAAUUUAGAUACAGGCAUUUCUGUGAUGUCAAUCACAACUGCCUAUACAGGACCAAUAGACUGUUUUGUGACCACUGUCACAGAAGAAGGGCGAUUAGGUUUGUUCAAAGGUUUUGGUGCAUUAUUACUUCAAACAGUAUUAGUAGGGAUGUUGUAUAAAGUAAUGAGAAUAAGUCUUGAAAAAGUUGUUGAAGCUUACGCUUCAUCAUCUAACAGUCCUCCACAAACAUUAGUUAAUAUACAGAAUAAUCAAACAAAUACACCAGAACAAUCUGGAAUUGAGUUACCCGAUUUUAGACCUAUAAUGCGAUCAACAUCAUUUAUGAUGUAAAUACUAUUCACUAUUUUGGCUGUUUAAUUUAUAUUUAAUGUUCUGUAAUAUUAUAUUAUGUACCAUCACUAGUUGAAUAAAUAAUUAUGUUUUAUAAAAAUGUUAGAAUUUAUUUUAGUCCUUGAACUUCAAAUUAAUUAUUAUUACAGAUGAGUGGAAUUAUAUUAUGUAAAUACAAUAGUAAAGAAAUAGUAGAACCACUGAUAAUGGUACUAAUAUUAAAUAAGUUAUAUUUAUGUAUUAUAAUUUUUUUAAAUGCAUAAAUAAUAAAAACAUAAUAAAAUAUAUCAAAUGUAUUAAUAAUUGAAUUAAAUAAUUUAAAGUGUGCCAUAAUUUCUACAUUCCUGUAAGGUUUUAGAGCUAAAAAAUGAGUUUAAUACAUAUGCAUAAUAUUUAAGGUUCUCACUUUUUCACUGUUGCAGUUGCACUGUGAAGAACUGGCCUGGGAUUAAGGUGCAAUCUUGAUUUAAAAAUUGUAUUAAAGAAAAAUAAAAUUGAUGUCAUCAAUAAAUUAGAAUAAUGUGUAAUAUAAAAUUAUAUACUUUCAAAAAAUAGUUUUAAAAUUAAUAAUCACGGUGAAAAUAUGUAUGUAGAUAAAUAAAUUGUACCUUUAAAAUAUUUAAUACUUACUGUCUAUGUUUUGUAUAGGUAUUUAAGCAUUUUAGGUUUCAAAAAAAAAAAAAAAACACCAAGAACUCACAAUUUUCAUCACCAAUAACAGUAACUAUCAUUAAAUCAAUACAUCAUAAAGUAUUUAUUUAUUUAUAUGUAUGAAUGGGCUAAUGCCCAAUUAAAAAUUGUUACAUAUAACAUAAUAUAAUAUAUAGUAUAACAAUAUAACAUUUUUAACAAUCAUGAGCUAAUGACAUUUAUAUAUUAAGGGAAGAGUGAUCCUCAUUUGCCAGUUUCAUUAACCGAUUGAUUAGUUCAUUAAACAUGUAAUUUGUUGUGCAGAGAGGAAUAUGGAAAGAAAUUUUAUUGUGAGUAGAUAGUGUAGGAAUUUUAAAAUUGACAAGUCUAUGGCAGAAGAGAUAAGUUUUACUAGGUAGGACAUAUUAUGUGAGUAACGAUUGUCAGCUGAGGUCAGGAAAAUAGUCAUGGGGUAGGCAGGGUAUAUUUAAAGUAUAAUUGUUAGUUUGACAAAUUUAAC
Molecule: messenger RNA, 7728 nt
Organism: Cinara cedri
Lineage: Eukaryota; Metazoa; Arthropoda; Insecta; Hemiptera; Aphididae
Source: the annotation of a GenBank genome assembly